CACUCACCGGGCAGCCAAGCCCCGGCUCUCUCCCGAGUCCUGUGCUCCCAUCCGAGAUGAGCUCUGCCUCCAGCGAGCCUGGCCACGGGGAUGCCACUGCAGAGCGGUCUCCACUGGGGCUAGACACCGUGAUCCAGAGGCUGGAGGACACUGUCUUGAGUCCCAUGGCCACCAGAGAAGCCCGGACACUGACCAUUCGUGGGGCAGGCCGGCAGGCUUUGCCCACGCCUGUGCCCGCCCGAAUCCGUGAGAUCGUGGCUGGCAGCCUGGGGGACGAACCACACCAAGGGACACAGGAGCCGCUGGCCGUCGCGGCCCGUGUGCAGGAGGAGAACGAGCUCCUGCAGGAGGAGCUGUCCAGGCUGGAGAACCUGCUGACCCAGGCAGGCUCUGAGCAGGACGAGCUGGCCGGCAGAUACCAUGCACUCAGUGAGCGGCUACAGGCCCACCUGGAGAGCACAGAGGCUCGGCUCUGGAGGUCCGAGCUGGAGCACAGCGUGGACCUGGAAGAGGCCUUGGGCCGUCUGGAGGCUGCUGAGCAGAGGAGCACAGGUCUCUCCCAGGUGAACGCCCUUCUGCGGGAACAGCUGAAACAGGUGAAGAAGGCCAACGACAGGCUGACCGAGGAGCUGGCCAGGACGGCGGAUGGCAUGCUCCAUCUUCGGGGCGAGCUGGAGCUGAGGGAGGCCCAGCGCUGGACUGGUAGACAGAGCACACGCACAUGCUCAGGGGGGCCCCAGGAUCUCCUUCCCCUGUGGAGACAGGUCACCGCACUCCGCAUACAGCUGGCUGACCUGCGUGCGACCACAGAGAGGGGUCUCACGGACAUGCGAGCGGAGGCAGCCAGGAUGGCCUGGCGCCUGCAAACAGCCUGCCUGAACCUUGACUCCCACCUGCGGCUGUCUGCUGGCAGCGGGCCAGGCAGCCUGGAGCGGGGGGCCCAGCGGGCUGCACGGCUGGAGCAGCAGCUACGGGACAAGGUGCGGGAGAUGCUCCAGCUGCAGGGCCGCUGGGACGCAGAGAAGGUGGCGCUCCAGGCCAGACUCUCUGAGCAGACCCUGCUGGUGGAGAAGCUCACAGAGGAGAACUCAAAGAAGGAGACCACCCUCUCUUCCCUCAGAACACAGGUUCAGAAGCUGGUGGCCCAGGCGGAUGCCGGGGGCCCGGAGCUGGCACAGAGCGGCGGGACGGGCACCGAGGAGGCACGGGGCCAGCAGGGGUGGCCCGCACGCUCUGCGUCCCCCUACCGGGGCAUGUCCCCACUGUGGGCCCACCCCCUGGACACCCCGGAGCCUGCACUGCAGGCUGUGCAGACAGCCAUCGAAAGGCGGCAGCGUCUGGAACAGGAGCUGCGCCUGCAACUGGAGUUGUCGCAGGCGGUGGCUGCCAGGCUCCGGGAGCAGCUGUCCGAGAGCCAGCAGGAGCUGCAGGCCUCCAGGAGGCUCCUCCAGGAGCGGGCGCAGGAGCAGGGGCGGGAGCGCGAGGACCUCCUGCGCCAGCUGGAGAUGCAGAGCCGGGAGGCACAGCACUGCCGGGCAACCAGCGAGCUCCUGCGAAGAGAGAAAAGGGCUCUGGAGACUGCGGUGGACGAGAUGAGGGGGAAGGCGGCCAUUUCAGAUGCAGAGAAGCAGAGGCUGGAGGCCCAGACCGAGGAGCUGCAGAGGGGCCUCUUGCUGUGGGCAGAGCGGAAGGAAGAGCUGACGCAGCAGGCCGAGCGGGGCCGCAGGGAGCUAGAGACCAGUCAAGGGCGCCUGGAGCAGCUGGAGGAGAAGGUCUCGGGGCUUAGGAAGGAGCUGGUUUCAGCCCAGGAGGCACUGAACUCAGCCCGGCUACAGAGGGAUGUUCUGGAGAGCGAGAGGGAGGGCCUGCGCAAAGCCCUGGCCCAGGCUGAGUCCAGCAGCACUGACCUGGAACUGCUUGUGACCCGGCUGAAGUCAGAGGGAGCAGAGCAAAGGGACUCUCUGGCCAGGAUGGCGGCCCUGACAGAGGCGCUGGCUCACGACAAAGGCAACCUGAGCCACCUGGUCCUGCAGCUGGAGCAGGAACGGGACCAGCUGCGGGAGCAGCAGAAGGCACUGGAGCGGGAGCAGGCCGGAGCGCGGGAGCGGCUGGUACGGGCAGAGCAGCAGCUGGAGCUGGUGCAGACGGAGUGCGGGGGCCUGCAGCGGGCCUGUGGGCGCCUGGAGCAGCAGCUGGAGCAGCAGCUAGAGCAGCAGCUGGGGCAGGCUGCCCGCUUCCAGCUGCAGAAGGCCCAGCUGCAGGAGCAGGUGGACCAGGUCACGUGCAAGAAACAGGCCCUGGAAGAGCAGCUGGCCCAGAGCCUGCAGGACCAGGAGGCCCAGAUGGACUCUCUGCAGAGGGCCCUGCAAGAGAAGGAGGCUUUGUCUGAUGAGCUGACCCAGCUGCUGGCCAAACAGGAGGCCUUGGAGAGGCAGGUCCAGCUCACAGCUGAGGAGGCAGCUGACCUCAGGGCUGAGAGGGACUCUCUGGAGAACAGCCUCUUUGAGACCCAGCAGCUGUCCAGGCAGCUACAGGCACAGAGGGAACAGCUGGAAGGAGAGGCCCAGAGCAUGCGGCUCGCUCAGCAGGCCCUGCAAGUGGAAAUGCAGCAGCUGAAAAGUUCCUGGGAGGUCCAGGAGACAAAGCUACAGUGGGACAUGGAGAAGCUUCAGCGGCAAGUGGCGCAGCAGGAGCGGGAGGGGCAGCUGGCGCUAGAGAGUCAGGCGCUGGCCCACCAUGAGGACCUGGCUCGGCUCCAGAGGGAGAAGGAGAACUUGAGUCUGUCUCUGACAGAGGAGAAGGAAGUGGCAGCUCGCCGGUUGGAACAGGAGAAGAAGCUGGUGGCAAAGAAUGCAGCCAAGAGGGAGGCUCUGAAGGAUGAGAUUCAGAGCCUGAAGCGUGAGAGGGAUGAGAGUCUCCUCCAGCUGGAACAUGAGAUGCAACAGGCCCUGUCCCUGAAAGAAGAAGAGGGGAAGCUACUGAGGGAAGAGCUCUUCAGGUCCAUGCAGGAACUGGAGCAGGUGCGGCAGGAGGCCCAGAGCCGGCAUGAACAAGCCGAGGCCACCGUCAGCGCCACGACAGCGGAGCUGAAGGCCCUGCAGGCCCAGUUUGAGGAUGCCAUCUCUGCCCAUCAGAGAGAGGCCACGGAUUUGGGCGAGAGUCUUCGGGAGAUGGCAGCAGAGCGAAGCAACGCCAGGAGCGAAGUUGAGAGGCUGCGGGCUCAGCUGGACGAGGCCCAGGAGGGGCUGGCUGUGCUGCGCCAGGAGCUUCGGGACAGCGAGGAGAGCCGGGAGGGACUUCGCAGGGAGGUCCUGGAGGCCCAGCGGGCCCUGGGAGAUGAGGCCCGCGAGAAGGACGUGCUGCAGCGCUCCAAUGCUGAGCUGCGGGCCACCAUAUGCAGGGCUGAGAAGGAGAAGGCCAGUUUCCAGAGGUCCAAGGAGGAAGGGGAGCAGAAGGUGCUGGUCCUGGAGGAGGCCCGGGCCGUGGCCCAGAAGGAGGCCUGUGAGCUGCGGGCCAGUCUGAGGGAGGUGGAGCAGGCCCAGGCAGAUGCACGCCGGGAACUCCAGGAGCUGGGCAGACAGGUGAGCAUGCUGGAGGCUGAGAACCGGAGAAAGAGCCAAGAGGUGAUCCAGCUGCAGCAACAGAGUCAGCAGGAGGUGCUGCAGAUGCAGAGGCUGGCCGCGGAGGCCGAGGCAGCCCACGAUGGUGCCCGGAGGGAGGUCCUGAGGCUGCAGCAGAGGCUGGCAGAGGUAGAGGCUGGAGCGGAGGCCCAGAAGAAGCGGCUGGAGGCACGUCUCUGCCAGAGCCAGGGCGCCGAGCACGCUCUCCGGGCCGAGCUUCGCACCACGACCAGGAGGCUGCAGCAGGCCCGCGGGGCGGUGGAGGGGCUGCGGGCUCGCCUGGACGAGGCCUGCGGCCAGAUUCACAGGCUGGAGCAGGAGCUCGCUCAGGCUGAGGGUGCCAGGCGGGAUGCGGAGGGCCAGCUGGGCCGGCUGUGGUCCACGCUUUGCCGUGGCCUUGGGCUCCAGGGACAGAGACCCUCGGGCUCCCCCAGUAAAGGCUCAGAUGACAUCCAGGCUCGCUCCGCACAGCAGAGAGCCAGCCUCCCCGGCCGGUCCCGCUCACCACCGCGAUGGUCCUCCCCUGCACCCGGGGACCCCAGCCCAGAGGUGGACAUAGCCUCUGUGCGGGACGCCCUGUGGGACCUGGCACAGCAGCUGCGGGACACCCAGAAGGAACGAGAUGACUGGCACUUCCAGGCGGUAAGCCUGAGCGGCCAGCUGAGCAAGGUGGAGAGCGAGAGCGCCCGAGCCCAGAGCCGUGUGGAGCAGCUGCAGACGGCGCUGGCAGAGGCUGAGGGAGCUCGGCGCCAGGCAGACCGUGAGAGGAGCAGUGCGCAGGCGGCGCGGGCCCUGCGAGAGGAGGCGCUCGGAAGGCUGGAGCUGGAGCACCUGGCGAGCGUGCGGGCGGCCAGCUGGGAGAAGCGGAGGCUGCAGGAGCAACUGGACGUCCUGCACAGGGCCCUGGAUGAGAGCAAAAGUCAUGGCCAGGGCCUGGCCCAGAGAGGGAAGCUGCUGGAAGAGCAGGUCACCUGCCUGGAGUGCAGAUGCCCGGAGGCAGGGGGCACGAGGGAGCCCUUGCCACAGAUGGAGCAGGAGAUGCUGAGGAAGGAAGGGGACAUAGCCUGGCCAGGAGCCAAGAAGGAACAACCAAGGCAGGACAGGGACAGGGCCCUGAGGCCAAACCAGCAGCUGCAGGCCCUGUGGUGCCGGGACCCCACCCACCUGCGGCCAGUGACAGGCCUGGAGGAGCACAUGAGCCCAGACCUCCGUGUCCAGGUGGAGGGAGGGGUGCAGACGGGCCAGCAUCCCCGGCCGAAGGCCCUCCAGCAGCAGGGUCCCAAACCACCGCUGGGGGAUCCAACCAACCCUGGGACUCUCACACUUCCAUCCUGUUACUCCCACGGCUCACCGAACGAGGGCCAGACCGAGGAUCCCGGGACAGGUCGCCACCCUCUCUGUGCCCUUAAGGUGGCCAGUCCAAAGAAGCAGCUGGACCAGGAGGUGCCUCGUCGUCAACAAGCCCGCCUCAGCCAGGCCACCAGGGCCAGAAAGUGAGCCCGGCUGCAGAAUGGCCCCAGGCAGC
This is a messenger RNA of Lontra canadensis (Northern American river otter), 5145 nucleotides long. It is a transcript of the gene CROCC2, whose product is annotated as ciliary rootlet coiled-coil, rootletin family member 2. NCBI's taxonomy places the organism in Eukaryota, Metazoa, Chordata, Mammalia, Carnivora, Mustelidae. The record is from RefSeq and is a predicted model, not a curated record. The coding region runs from base 57 to 5117 and encodes 1686 amino acids. The transcript is spliced from 32 exons.